Messenger RNA from Labrus mixtus (cuckoo wrasse), 4527 nucleotides. RefSeq names its product prospero homeobox 3 (gene prox3). The coding region runs from base 378 to 2738 and encodes 786 amino acids. Gene Ontology annotation, biological process: regulation of transcription by RNA polymerase II. The transcript has 8 exons. Gene Ontology annotation, molecular function: DNA-binding transcription factor activity, RNA polymerase II-specific; RNA polymerase II cis-regulatory region sequence-specific DNA binding. The record is from RefSeq and is a predicted model, not a curated record. Gene Ontology annotation, cellular component: nucleus. NCBI's taxonomy places the organism in Eukaryota, Metazoa, Chordata, Actinopteri, Labriformes, Labridae.
CGGACCGUCAAGUGGCCAGCUCUCGAGCCUACCCGCCCACCGCGAGCCACUCCACACCGGGAGCAGCGCGUCAGGAUGAUGCCAGCCACAGAUAGAUGGACUGGCGAGGGAGGGAAAAAAAACUGCACAGUGACACAACUAGAGUAAAAGAGGAGGCGAUGCCCGAGGCCCGCACGGCUCCAGUUGAACACAGUUGACCGAGGCAGAGCACACAGGAGCGGUCACUGAAGUGGGAAGCUUCGGGGGGAAAAACAAAAACACCGCUGGAGCGCUUCUCUUCCACUGAGUCUCGAUUCAAGAAGUUCAUUCUUAUAACCAGAAAAAGUGGAAGUGGCUGUUUCCUGUGUUUGACCAGUAACCUGUUCUACUGUCAAGUCAUGGAUUCCCCCACAGAUCUUUUCGACGACUCAGCUCCACAGAUUCAUGCAUUUGCACCCACUCACAGCUCCACAGACCUCCCCGCCGUCCACCCUCAACCGAGCGCAGGCCGCCCUCCUCCCGCCUUCAGACCCCUUGGCUUCCCCCUCAUCCACCACCUCCUCCAGCCAGGUGGAGCCCCCAGGAGAAUUGGAGGGCAACUCAACCCGAACCUGAGCACGCACAGACACCUGGAGGACACGCAUUUAGAGGAGGAGAGAGGAGAGAAGGAUGGGCAUGUGGGGCAAGAUGUUGAUGGAGGAGAAGGGGAAGUGAUGGAAGGAGAGGAGAGCUUGUUGGUGGUGAAGAAGAGACACAGUGACACCGCCCUCGCUGCCGAUUGGAGUCAAGACAUCUUGAAAGUGAAGAGGAUGAAGCUGGAGAGCCGACCAAGAGACGGAGAGGCGGAAGAGGGAGGCAGGAGGCGUGAGGGAGGGAGGGAGGGGAAGAGGAGAGAGAAGGAGGAGCUGAAAGAGCAGCUAGAGGAGGCAAGAGAGAGACUGCAGGCCCUGCAGGAGAAAGUAUGGAGGGCUUUUGGGGAAAAGCACAUGGCAGAGGAGGAUAAGAAUAGGAGGAGCAAAAAUAGGGGAGGAGGAGACGGGAGAGAGAGAGAUGUGGGGAUGAUGGAGGAGGAGGAGAUCACGGAAGGGUUGUAUGAUGAAGAAGACAUUGACGGUGGGGAAAUAGAAAAAGAGUCCUUCUCCCUCUUUUCUGUUUCUCCUUUUGAUAACUUCCACAAGCGGGGAGAGGAGAGGCAAAAAGACAGCGAGAGGAGGAUGGAGAGAGGAAGAGGAGGCGGAGGAGGGGGUUUGCACUUUGAGGGACUGAUGGAGGGAGCAGGGUUGUGGUUGGACUGCGGAGGGCUCUUAAGAGGAGAUUGGCAAGGAGGGGUGGAAGAGGAAGGUGAGGAAGGAGGGCAGAAGUUUGCUCAGGCACUGAAGCUGGAAUUGGGCAGCGCUGUGGCGCGAGUCAUCGAUCGAGUGCUCCGCCUUUACACCGAGAUGACAGAUAUAAAUCCUGCCUCUCCACCUGCCGCCAUUUCUUUCCUGCCGUCCGACACAGGGAAUGAGGGAGCGAGGGAGAGAGGAAUGUGGAUGGGACUCUUGACAAGAGGGGACGAGAAGAUGAGAGGGAAGGAGGAUAAAAGAGGAGAACAGGAUGAAGAAAGAGAGAAGCACUUUGAAAAAACAAAUAAUGGGAACGCUCUUGCUUCUCACCGCAGCGAAACCUCAGACCUGGCGAUGCCAUUGGCUGUUCAGAGGUCGUCUGACAUCCGAAAGGCCCACCCACUCCUCGGCCCACCUCUCUCUUCUCAUCUAAACUCCUCUCACCCAAACCUCUCCCUUCAUCACCCUUCUCUACCUCGCCCGCCUCCUCUUUCCCACCCUACCCUUUUACCCUCAGCCCAACAACCCAAGGAACCCUCCUCAUCAUUCCACCCGUCGUCAUCCUCCUCUUCCUCUUCCUCAUCUUCCUUCCCCCCACCUCCACCACCUCCUCCCCCUCCUCCCCCUCUCCCUCUCCCGCUCCUCCACUACUCCAUGCAGCAGCUCUUCUCUCGCUCUCUCCACCACUCUCAGCUGCCCCACCUCCCCCUGUCCCGCAAAGACUAUUUGAGCGCCGACCCCUUUUUGGAGUUCUCGUCUCACCCAUCUUCUCACCCCUCUUUCCCUCCGCUCCCUUUGCUCGGUCACCUGGACCCUUCCCUUGCACGCCACGCUCACGGCGGCAGGGAGAGGGAGAGAGGGAUGAGGGGAGAUGGGGGAAUAAGAGGAGGGAUGGACGGGGGAGAGCUCUACCUUACUGCUGGAGGAGUAUACACUCAGGAGGGCUUGUCUCCCUGCCAUCUGAAGAAAGCCAAGCUCAUGUUCUUCUACGCACGCUAUCCCAGCUCCAAUACACUUAAGACUUACUUCCCUGAUGUCAAGUUUAACCGCUGUGUGACCUCCCAGAUGAUUAAAUGGUUCAGCAACUUCAGAGAGUUCUUCUACAUCCAGAUGGAGCGCUUUGCACGACAGGCUGUCCGUGAGGCUCUCAACCGGGAGGGUGCACCCCGUGUGGGCAGAGAGAGUCAGCUGAGAGUUGGCCGUGACUCGGAGCUUUACCGCAUACUAAACAUGCACUACAAUAAAAGUAACGUCUACCAGGUCCCAGAGAGGUUCAUCGAGGUGUCAGACUUGGCUCUGAGGGAGUUUUACUCAGCCAUUUGGACUGGGAGAGACAGCGACCCCUGCUGGAAGAAAGGGAUCUAUAAAAUCAUCUGUAAGCUUGACAGUCCUGUGCCAGAUGCCUUCAGACUGCCCGGUUGUCCUGUCGGCUGAUGAUGGAGCCAUUUUUAUCUGGUACACACACACACACACACACACACACACACACACACACAUACAUAUAUAAAUUAUAAACACAAAAUCAGAAAAAUACUGAAGGUUGAACAUUUUAUUUCAACCUUCUCAAAGCGAGAGCUGGUGAGAUGAAAUCCAUUCAGUUCAACAUUAUUUUCAUUCACGAUUUAUUGGUUUAAAAAAAAGAGAUAAAACAAUAAAAGGCUUCUGUUUGACUUAGUGUGCAGGGAGGCACAUUCCUGCUUUAAUGGACGGACACACACAGGCUCUAUAGUAGACUGACACACUCGAUGCUGUGAUAAGAGUCUUAUGACUGCACUUAUUGAGGAACGUGACCAUACCGUCGAAUUGAAAUGGAAUUCCCUCUCCGAAUGAUUCUUCACCGGUCAGUUGACUUCUAGGAGUGAUAAAACUGUCAUGAAGUAAAGAGUCGCUGCAGGACAAUACAUGUAGUUUUUGUGAAUGUGAUUUUACCAGAUGAUGGCUUCUGUCCAAAACGCUUUGUCAAAAUGUUUCAUUGAUGCACUCGGAAAUAUUUAUGCAUUCCCUGUAAAUUAAAUCAAUGGACAAAGAUUCCCUUCUGUGUUUCCCCUUUAAAUCUCUCAUUCUGUGUAAUAACAUGUGCUGCUAACAGCUGUUUACUGAACAUUCAAACACUUUCAAAAGCGUCUAAACCGGAGCGCAAAGAGUUUUCAAAUUACAUACCUUCAUCUUUACUUUCACUGCGAGCAGAGCGGUCUGCCCACUGGGAACAUUUCAAUUAGUAGAUGUUUUUUUUUUGUUGUUAAAAGCAUCAUCAUGCUUUGCAGUUAAAAAAACAAACUUGCAAGUAUAAUCUUUAACUAUCACACUGAAACAUUUCAGUGCUGCUCUCGCUAAUGGUUGAGCGGCGGUUUUGCAUUAGAUGCUUGUCAGAACAUCAAACAUGAUCUGGAAAUGGACUGUUGCCUUUGCGUGUGGGCUUUUUUGAAGUGUCAGCAGUACCUUUUAUUCUGCGUGCCCCACAGCUCUUAUGUUUUUGACAUACUUUAAGAUGGGUGUAAGGAUGCUUUUCAUCAACAUCACAGAUAUGUCAUGUUUGCGUUUUAGCUGAAGUUUGGUUUGCAUCCACGAGAAAAAGAAAAAGGACCAAUCAUAAAAGAAUAAAAACCUGAUUUACUGGAACUAUUUAAUUUAUUGUAAAAUGUAAAACAUGAAGUUUCCCCUGUUGCAGAAAACGAUCAGGGCGUUGUUUUUGGUGAGUGGAUUUGUUUAGCUUCUUUAUCAAUCUCUGUGUGACAUUAAAUUAUUAUAGAGCUUUUGUACAUGAUGGCACAAUGUAAGCAAAAUGUAAUAAAAGUUCUGCCAAGAGGGACACUAUAUACAGAAUUUAAUAAUCAAUGUUUUUUCUAUGUACACUCAUUGUUCAAUACUGUUUUUGUAUUCCUUUAAAGUGAUGCAAAACUACAAUGCACAAUGAGCUCGAAGCAACAUGUGUAAGGUAUUCCAGAAAGCGUUCACUAUAUUUCCUGUAUAUCAUGAAUAUUCCUAAAGACUCAACACUGUGGGAUUGAGCCCACAUGUAAACUAUUUGUGGCGUGUUUUAAAAGUGCAUGUUGACUAUAUUUGCAUUUUUUUCUUUUUUUUGUAAUCGCUUAUUUUUCUCUCAUUGCUUCUACUGGUCUCUCUUUUAUAUUGUUCAUAUAAUAUUCUUUAGAUCUGUGCCUCAUUUAAACUUUGGUGAAUUUUGAUGUUUAAACUUAUCAGUGAAUAAAAGUGAUACCAGGUU